AUGUUAAUAUUUUGUAUUUUGCUUGCUUUAACUACAGUCUAAGCAUUUGAUUGCCUAAACGUUCUCUUAUAACCUUAACCAACUCCUAAACCUUUGGGCUACUCCUGCAAAAUUAGUUCAUCUACAAAUUUCAAUACUGCUUACGUUUAAGAUACAACUACGUAUAUAUUAAGGGCAGCUGAUUCAAGUAAUCAUGUCACGUAAGCAUAAGCUAUUAAUAGAUAACCCUGUGAGAAUCUGAUUUAAACAUAAGAUUCAAAUUUUCCAGGCUUAAAUUUUGAGAUUAAUGGAGAUAGCAUGUAAUAGUAUAUAAAUUAUAUAUACAUAAGCUUUGAUUUAUAUACCAGCGACCCGCCUUAAAAAUUUUAAAUUGUUUCUAGUUGGAAUGGAAAAGCGUAAUAAACUCUACCUUUAAGUUCUUAAAACUGGAACACUCCAAAUUUAGAUUGCGGUUUAUACUAUGUAAAAGCAUUCGCAAAAAUAGAUUUGACUGGCUUAACAGAUAGAUUUAGUUCAAGUUCGAUUAUUUUUAGAACCCUAGAUUCAAGCAAUAAUGUGCUUUUAACUCAGUUAUCAAAUCUGUAGGUUCUCUUUUACUACUAAUGUCCAAUUGGAUGCAAGGGUGAUUGUCCUUCAGGGGUUUGUAAAAAUUGCUAAAGCGGUUACGAUCUUAUCAGUGAUUCAUGUGUAUUAAAGUGCGGUUAAAGAUAAUACUUGUAAGUAGAGGAAUCUUCAAAAUAAUCUUGCUAACCCUGUCUUGCUCAUUGCAGUUUAUGUGAAGAUGGGGAAACUUGUACAAAUUGUGAUAGUGGUUAUACUUUUGCUUUCGUUAAUGGUUCAGCUUAGUGCUAUCCGUCAUGUGCAUAACCUAGCCAGUAUAUCGACCCAUAAGGUAAUUGCAAAAACUGUAUGUAAUAUUGCAGCAAUUGCGUCACUGCAACUUUUUGUACGGCUUGUUUUACAGGAUUCAAUUUGAGUGCUAACCAUGCUUCUUGUUAAUGUAACGGUUAUAUCAACAAUAAUCAAUGCCUUCCUUGUACUUCUCCUUGUUAAACUUGUGGUGAUAUCUCAACUACAAGCUGUCAAUCCUGUAUAAGUAAUUAUUACCUUGUUAAAGAUUAUCCAAAUUAAUCAUAAUCUGUAUGUCUUUAAAUAUGCCCUAAUAAUUAUUAACUAAUCAAUAAUACUUGCAAAUUAUGUAUUUAGACUAUUUACAACGAUUGUUUUAAUUGCCCUAAAACUUGUAGAUCUUGCUCUCCAUCUUAGAUUAACAAAUGUUAAGAUUGUUAUCCUGGAAUGCAGCUUAAUAGUAAUGGUUUAUGCGUACCUUAGCCCUAACCUGGAAUAUAAUUAGAUAGUAGAAAUCUCAACUUUUAUUAUUGUAGCUUUAAUAAUAUUGCAGUAGUUUAGGCUAGUUUUUCAAACUCAAGUCCAACAUUAACUCUGGAAUUCGGAAUUAAUUUAGUCCCUAUACCUGGGCUACAAUGCAAUUAAAUAUUUGACUCUGAUACUCUAAAUUUGCUAGGCUCUAGUACAUGCUCUACCAGUUCAUCAUAAAUCAUUGUGGCAUUAAGUUAAGACGCUAAUUUAAUGGUUAGCUAGGUCAUCGGUAUAAUUACCACUGCUUAGGUACUUUAAUUCUAAGGAGUUAGUUAAAAAAUUGAUACAAUUUAUCUGAUUUCUUAUGUUUAACAACCAGUUACUCCUUCAGUGAAUGUUCUAUACAAUUAAAUUGUAAAUUCUUGCAAUGACAUCUAAUUCUAAAUUUAAACACCAUAAAAUGAUGCAGGAAGAGGUUUCUCCAAAAUAAAUUGGUGGGUAAGCAAUCUAUCAAAUUUCAGUGAAGUAGCUUGGAUAAUCUUAUAAGAUAUUAUAACUACAGCAAACGAUAAUCAAAGCUUAACUUUGGUAGUGCCAUCAUAAACUAUUGCUGUAAAUUCAGACAUAACUAUUAAGAUCACCUACACUCUCAAAGUCUCUUCAAGCAAUACCUUGUAUUUUACAACCAAAUAUUAAUAAUUUAAGCAAAUUAUUAUUAGCCCAAUUUAAAGUAAAUAACCUCCAAUAUAUAGGUAUACGGACUUAUAAAUCACAUAUUUUUUUACUGUUUAAUCAUGUGGUUCGAAUGGGACUCAAUUUUUUUAAGAUGAGUUAGAAAUCUAAAUCACUUCAUCAGUUCUACCUUCUCUUAAUAAAAGUUUAAAUAAAUUCACUGAUCAAUAAAUAUAAUUAGGAAUACAACCUUAUCUUAUAUCUGCUAUUACAAAUUUAGAUAUUUAGGUUGCUGCGUAAACUAGUAGCGAUGCAUCUAUUAGUAAUACAAAUACUUUAUCUAUUCCUUACACUGUAUCAUAACUUUAGAUUCUGAUCUAAAAUGGAGCUGAUAUGCUUGUUAAUUAUAAAAAAAAUCUUACUCUGAUUGGAUUCGCAAGAGAUUAUGAAAUUCAAGAUCCUAGCUCCCCAUAAGGAAUACAACUAAGUUGGCAAUGCAAGUCUUUGUAAACAUAAAAUGGGGAUAACUAAUGUUACACAUAUAAAAAGGAAGUUUAUGUACCAUAAAAUAAUUAAAAUAUUACAAUCAAUGGUGGUACUUUCAACCCUUACUAAACCCUCAGUUUCACUGUUUAAGGAUCUAAAGAUUCUAGAACUUCCAAGUUUAGUUCUUUAAUUAUUUUUGCAGAGACAGAUCUUCCUCCUCUCUUGGUUGUAUUUGAUGACCCUAGAUAAUUAUAACAAAUUAACAUAAACGAAGAUAUCCAUGCAACUCUUAUUUAUGGCUCAAAUGUACCAUCGGACAUUCUAACUUAUGCUGGAGCAAUUCUAUACAAUAACUUAGUUGUAGGAGUAAUUAAAUUUGAUUAUUACAAACUUAAAUUUAGAAUUUGGGAUUACUUUUCUGAUAUAAAAGCAGAUAAUAUAAUUGUUCAAAUCAGAUUUACUGUAUAUAAUCCUGCAAAUAUAAUGCCUAGUUUAAGUGUUACAAACUUUAAUAUAAACUUACCUCCUUCAAAUUGUGUUCUUUCUGUUACUCCUUCAAGUGGUCAGGCUUUAAUUACCUAAUUCACUAUUCAAUUUGAUGGUUGUACAGCCCUUAAUAAUCCUAUAACUUACUAAUUCUUCUAUUAUAACCAGACUUCUGAUGUACAAUAAGAAAUUUUAAUCCCUUAAAAUAUCAUAAGAAGAUAAUUACAGGAUCAGAGUUUGUAGUCCAAAAUUAUUACCAAUCUCCCUUCAGGAGAUAUUGUAAUUAUGGGUCAAGCUAUGGAUUCUUACUUAGCUGUCUUUAAUACAACCAUAUAAGUGAAUGUUUCUCCAUUCUCGGGAGAUGAGUAGACAUUACUGAGUUUAAUAGGUUCAGCACUUUCUUAGAAAAAUAUAAAUAUAAAUUAAAUGCUCAUUAAUUUAUGCAUUAUUGGUGAAGAAUUAACUAAGAAUAAUGCACUUUACAAUCUAGAUUCUAUUAACUUCAGAAAGUAAAUGUUAAUAUAGUCUAUUAUAAGCUAUUCAAAUAGGCUUUCAUCGAGUAAUUCUUUUUUGCCUACUUAUGGAAAUAAAAUUAUAUCAGUUCUUCAAGCUUCCUUAAAUAGUAAAUAUCAAACCCAAACUUACAAAGUCCUUAACUAUGUUAGCACAACUUUGCAAAACUAACAGCAAAAAAUUGCGAAUUAAAACAAUAAUAAUAAAUUAUUUAAUAAUAACGAUAUAGUUCAAUAGAAUUUAGUUGAUUGCUUUAAAAUAUUGAACUCAACUACCCAAGAGGCAUCAUAAACACUUUAGUAGCAAAGUAACAAUAAUGGUAAAAGGCUUUUAAAAAGUUAAGAAGAUUAUUCAAAUACUUUUGGCUCUUUUAGAGCCCUUGCUUCUAAUCAAACUAUGUUGCAACAACAAAUGGAUUUAUCAGACUAAGUAGGAAAUCUAUUAAACAACAUUACCCUUCCCAAUUAAGGAGACCUUUAAUUACAAGGAAAUUUAAUCUCUCUUAGCACAGACCAUAGUAAAAUGAUUCAAGCAUUUAUAAUGUUGUCCUGA
This is a messenger RNA of Tetrahymena thermophila SB210, 4029 nucleotides long. RefSeq names its product REJ domain protein. The transcript has 8 exons. The record is from RefSeq and is a predicted model, not a curated record. NCBI's taxonomy places the organism in Eukaryota, Ciliophora, Oligohymenophorea, Hymenostomatida, Tetrahymenidae.